CACGUACACAUGGGCGUGGCUAACAAGUGUCAUGGCGCCGUACCGGUGAACAGCUAAUGCGCUAGCGGGGCUAUUUGUAGAUUUGCAGCAUUGGAUUUAAAGGUCGACGUAUUUUUGUUCGAAACAGUUGAAUGUAAAGUAUAAAGGAGAGACAUGGGGACUGUACACGCAAGAAGUUUGGACCCUCUCCCAAUGCAUGGGCCUGAACUGGGGGUUCAAGCUGAUGAUCUGGAUGUUGGAGAAACAGAGUACGAGCCACAGCAGGAAGUUCUGGAAAACAGAGAUGUUGUAGUUCAGCAUGUUCAUAUAGAUGGGCUUGGCAGAACUAAGGAAGAUUUCCUAACGUACGAGAUCGCAGAUGUCUUCAGAGCCAAGAACUUGAUCGAUGUGAUGAAAAAGAGCCACGAUGCCAGACAGAGAAUGCUGCGUCUGGGAUUAUUCAGACAAGUGGAGGUCGUCAUUGAUACCUCACAUGGUGAAGACGCACUGCCGAACGGCCUGGACGUCACAUUCGAGGUGAAGGAGCUCAGGAGACUAACUGGAAGCUAUAACACCAUGGUUGGAAACAAUGAGGGAAGCAUGGUGCUGGGUUUGAAACUGCCCAAUGUUUUUGGCCGCGCUGAGAAGGUUACUUUUCAGUUCUCCUACGGCACAAAAGAAACGUCAUAUGGCCUCUCUUUCUUCAAGCCUCAGGCUGGAAACUUUGACCGCAGUUUUUCUAUCAACCUCUACAAAGUCACUGGGCAGUUCCCAUGGAGUUCACUGAGAGAGACUGAUCGAGGUUUUUCCACAGAGUAUAGUUUUCCUAUCUGGAAAACGAACCACACGCUGAAGUGGGAGGGAGUGUGGAGGGAGCUCGGCUGUCUGGCACGCACUGCCUCCUUCGCCGUCCGACAGGAAAGCGGUCACUCGCUCAAGUCCUCCCUCUCUCACGCGAUGGUUAUUGACACACGCAACUCCCCCAUUCUUCCUAAGAAAGGUGCCUUACUGAAGAUCAACCAGGAGUUGGCGGGUUAUACAGGUGGAGAUGCCAGAUUCUUGAAGGAGGACUUUGAAAUCCAGCUUAAUCAGCGACUUUUCUGGGAUUCGGUCCUCUCGGCCUCUCUGUGGGGGGGAUUACUGCUCCCCUUCGGAGACAAACCUACAUCAAUUGCUGACAGGUUUUAUCUGGGAGGCCCCACCAGCGUGAGAGGUUUCAGCAUGUACAGCAUCGGACCACAGAGCGAAGGUGAUUAUCUGGGAGGAGAGGUGUACUGGGCUGGAGGGCUCCAUUUGUAUACUCCUCUACCAUUCAGGCCAGGCCGCGGGGGCUUUGGAGACCUUUUCCGAACACACUUCUUUCUCAAUGCUGGAAACCUGUGCAACCUUAAUUAUGGCGAAGGGCCUCGUGCACACCUGAGCCGACUGGCUGAGUGUAUCCGCUGGUCGUACGGAGCAGGCAUCGUGCUUCGUCUGGGGAACAUAGCUCGACUCGAGCUCAAUUACUGCAUUCCCAUGGGUGUUCAGAGUGGAGACAGGAUAUGUGAUGGAGUGCAGUUUGGAGCAGGCAUUCGCUUCCUGUAACACCAUAAAGCCAUUAACAUCCAACUCGGACAAGAAAAAGAGGAUUUUUAUAUGCAGAGGAAAUCGGUUCAAAACUUCUGUAUGGGAAUCUUUGUGAUUCAGUAUGUUUUUCUUUAUUUUUUGGAAAGCAAUGCAAAAAGUCAAAAGUCAAAUAAUAUUAAUGCAAACAAAUCUCUAAUAAAGUACUCACCUGUAAGGAAAAAAGA
Molecule: messenger RNA, 1769 nt
Organism: Silurus meridionalis
Lineage: Eukaryota; Metazoa; Chordata; Actinopteri; Siluriformes; Siluridae
Gene: samm50
Product: SAMM50 sorting and assembly machinery component
Exons: 15
Coding region: 154-1563 (469 amino acids)
Biological process (GO): protein insertion into mitochondrial outer membrane; mitochondrial respiratory chain complex assembly
Cellular component (GO): outer membrane; SAM complex
Source: RefSeq, a predicted model, not a curated record